Brassica oleracea var. oleracea is the source of this 1244-nucleotide messenger RNA. RefSeq names its product beta carbonic anhydrase 5, chloroplastic. The transcript is spliced from 9 exons. Bases 117 to 1028 code for a protein of 303 amino acids. The record is from RefSeq and is a predicted model, not a curated record. Gene Ontology annotation, molecular function: carbonate dehydratase activity; zinc ion binding. Lineage: Eukaryota; Viridiplantae; Streptophyta; Magnoliopsida; Brassicales; Brassicaceae. Gene Ontology annotation, biological process: carbon utilization.
GGUUUCUCCGUCUUUGUUGGAGCAAUGCUGCAUCCACGUCAACGCCCUCUUCUCUCUCUCAAAAUGAAUGCUCUUCAGAUGCUUUGUCCCUUGUUGUCCCAGAUUCGAAUUACCUCAUGGCAUCUUCUAUCUUCCAUGAUCUUUCUUCUUCUUCCACGUCUCUCCUCAAUCUCCAAACCCGACAAUCGAUCUUCGUCUCCAAGGACAAAGUAAAGGACUUUGAGAAAACCCAGUUGAGGAUUCCCGUUUCUUUCAGGAAAAAAGCUGUCAACUUGCAAAUGAUGGCGUCAGGAAAGACACCUGGACUGACUCAGGAAGCUAAUGACCGCACUUAUGAGGCUACAACUGAUAAUUUUAAUAAUAACACUGAUGUGUUUGACGACAUAAAACAGCGGUUCCUCGCCUUCAAGAAGCUCAAGUACAUGGAUAACUUAGAACACUACAAAAAACUAGCAGAUGCUCAAGCUCCAAAGUUUCUGGUGAUUGCUUGUGCAGACUCUAGGGUCUGUCCAUCAGCCGUCCUGGGAUUUCAGCCUGGUGAAGCAUUCACUGUUCGGAACAUUGCAAAUUUAGUACCUCCUUAUGAGUCUGGACCUACUGAGACAAAAGCUGCUCUCCAGUUCUCUGUGAAUGCUCUUGAAGUGGAGAACAUCUUAGUAAUUGGUCAUAGCCGCUGUGGAGGAAUUCAAGCUUUAAUGGGCAUGGAAGAAGUAGAUUCCAGAAGUUUCAUACAUAACUGGGUAAUUGUGGGGAAAAAGGCAAAGGAAAGCACAAAAGCUGUUGCUUCAAACCUCCAUUUUGAUCAUCAGUGUCAACAUUGUGAAAAGACAUCGAUAAACCAUUCCUUAGAAAGACUGCUUGGUUAUCCAUGGAUAGAAGAGAAAGUGCGGAAAGGAUCACUGUCCCUCCAUGGUGGGUACUAUGAUUUUGUAAACUGUACAUUUGAAAAAUGGACCGUUGAUUAUGAAGGAAGCAGAUGCAAGAAAGAAGGCAGUGGGAUUGCUGUUAAAAACCUGUCUGUUUGGUGAUGACUAAUGACCAUCUCUUAUCUUCAUAGACAUCAGAGAACACUUUCUUGGAAUGGAAUCAUCUUGUCUGUUUAAUUUGCUGCAGUUGUGUGUUGAAAAGAUCAUUUUGGUAAUGCUACCUCUCACUGAGGUUUAAACUUUGGGAGAUCCCUUCAGAGACUUAUUGUUUGUGAAUUCAUGUUUUUUAAAAAAAAAUUGUCCAUUGUAGUGGGAUCA